Striga hermonthica is the source of this 747-nucleotide messenger RNA. NCBI's taxonomy places the organism in Eukaryota, Viridiplantae, Streptophyta, Magnoliopsida, Lamiales, Orobanchaceae. The record is from the annotation of a GenBank genome assembly.
AUGUCAUCGCCCAAUAUCUAUUAUAGUCUCGCUGACCGGUCUUCACCUGCGACAUCCUCCUAUUCCACCUCAUGGUCACCUGCAGUUCGGACCUUUGGUUGCUUGGUCCUCCCCUUCGUGGGACCCCUUAUUGAGGACCGAAUCCGUGUCCUCAAUGAGGAGGCUAGCAAGGUGGACGACCUCGAGACGCGGGUCGCCCUGGCUGAGGUCGAGGUGUUUAAUGCCAAAGAGGCUACCGCUGCACGUGCUGAGGAGGCAUCUCGUGCCCGGGUUGAACUGGAUGCCGAAAGGAAAGCCUGGGCCGAGGAGAAACGGGCUCUCGAGGAGAAGUCCGCUCUCGAAAAGUCCAAGAUUUUCGGGAAGUGCGUCGUGGAUUUGGCCCGACUGACUGCGCGUGUGAACGAGUUGCACGCUCAAGUCGACGCCCCCAACUCCGAGGUCGUGCAGGAGUUCAAGCGAGGCAUCUCGAGGGCACGACCCGAAAUUCUGUUAAACAACGCCCGGCUGAUCUUCGGCCUCGACCUCAGGCCCUACCUCAGUCGAGUCACUGUCCCUUGCCACAUCAUCCAGAGCUUCAAGGACAUGUUGGUGCCCGUGGCGGUGGCGGAAUAUAUCCACAGCCACUUGGGUGGGAAGUCGGUGGUGGAGGUGAUGCCGACGGAGGGCCACUUGCCGCAUCUCAGCUCGCCGGAGCUCACCAAUGUGGUGCUGCUCCGCCACAUACGACGGGACAUUGUGGACGAGUGA